Molecule: messenger RNA, 1521 nt
Organism: Rubroshorea leprosula
Lineage: Eukaryota; Viridiplantae; Streptophyta; Magnoliopsida; Malvales; Dipterocarpaceae
Source: the annotation of a GenBank genome assembly
CAUAAUUUUCUUCUUCACAUUUCCUCCUCCUACUUCGUAAGAAACUUUUAAUGGCAUUCCUUCAAUUCUUCUCAAUAAUACUUCUACUCUUUCCUCUCCUUUCUCCCACCUUCAUAUGUUGUUCCCCUGUUCAAGAUCCUGAGUUGGUUGUUCAAGAAGUGAAUGAGAAAAUCAACAAUGCCACCAUGGCCAGGAGGAAAUUGGGAUAUCUCUCAUGUGGAACCGGCAAUCCCAUAGACGAUUGCUGGCGGUGCGACCCCAAUUGGGAGAAGAACCGCCAGCGGCUAGCCGACUGCGCAAUUGGGUUUGGCAAGCAUGCCAUUGGCGGCAGAGACGGGCAGAUUUACGUGGUCACCGACUCCGGCGACAAUGAUCCGGUGAACCCAAAACCGGGGACGCUCAGGUACGCCGUCAUCCAGAAAGAGCCUCUGUGGAUCACCUUCGCGCGUGACAUGGUGAUCAAGCUGAAGGAGGAGCUGAUUAUGAACUCCUUCAAGACCAUCGACGGCCGAGGCGCCAGCGUUCACAUCGCCGGUGGCCCCUGCAUUACAAUACAGUACGUGACCAACAUCAUAAUCCACGGUAUCAACAUUCAUGAUUGCAAGAGAGGCGGGAAUGCUUACGUGAGAGACACACCGGAGCAUUAUGGGUGGCGGACGGUGUCGGACGGCGACGGUGUGUCGAUAUUUGGUGGCAGCCACGUGUGGGUGGAUCACUGCUCUCUGUCCAACUGCAACGAUGGGCUAAUUGAUGCCAUCCAUGGAUCCACAGCCAUCACCAUCUCAAACAAUUACAUGACCCACCACGAUAAGGUUAUGCUCUUGGGCCACAGUGACACCUAUACUAGGGACAAGAACAUGCAAGUCACUAUUGCCUUUAACCAUUUCGGAGAAGGGCUUGUACAAAGAAUGCCCAGAUGUAGGCAAGGUUAUUUUCAUGUGGUGAAUAAUGAUUAUACCCACUGGGAGAUGUAUGCAAUUGGUGGAAGUGCGUCUCCUACAAUUAAUAGUCAAGGGAAUAGAUUUCUUGCUCCCGAUGGUAAAUUCUACAAAGAGGUUACAAAACAUGAGGAUGCUCCGGUGAGUGAAUGGAAGAAUUGGAAUUGGAGGUCGGAAGGGGACUUGAUGUUGAACGGAGCAUUCUUCACAGCAUCUGGGGCAGGAGCGUCUUCGAGUUAUGCCAAGGCAUCGAGCCUGAGUGCGAGACCGUCUUCACUUGUGAGCUCAAUCACGGCGGCUGCCGGAGCACUAGGCUGCAAGAAGGGGUCACGUUGUUAAUUAGGAUGAUGUUAGCUAAUAAUAUAAUUUUGGAAGAGGAGAGAGUAAUGUGGGCAGUAGUAAUUACAAGAAAUCCUAAUUCUUCCUGUAUAUUGGUAAUUCUUAUUUUUCAAUGUACACCCUACAACCUUAGCCUCUUUCCCAGGAGCUGGAAGUUGAAAUGAGGACAAGAGUUGAUAAAUUGAAUGUUUGAAGUAACAUUGCCCCUACUUGUUAUUCGCUUCAAUAAAUGCUUCACAUACUA